Poecilia latipinna (sailfin molly) is the source of this 3181-nucleotide messenger RNA. RefSeq lists its product as uncharacterized. The coding region runs from base 1626 to 2996 and encodes 456 amino acids. The transcript is spliced from 8 exons. Lineage: Eukaryota; Metazoa; Chordata; Actinopteri; Cyprinodontiformes; Poeciliidae. The record is from RefSeq and is a predicted model, not a curated record.
UGUGAGAGAUUCUGCUUGCUCUUUCCAAGUUCUGCAGAGCAAUUUUCUGCUUCUUGCAGAAAAAUAAUUCUAAAUAAAAUAAAGAAAAAUCUAAGGCCGAAAUGUUGCCACAACAAAAAAGAAUCACCCAUAUUUAUUCGUUUCAAGCCAUUGUGUCCUAUGCCACCAAAAUUUAUAGGGCUAUUACCAUGUGACAACAAAUUUGGAUAGGAAGACCAUGUGACAACAAAUUUGGAUAGGAAGACCAUGUGACAACAAAUUUGGAUAGGAAGACCAUGUGACAACAAAUUUGGAUAGGGAGAUCUAGACACCCACCCAUUUUUGUAGGAGGAGCCAGGCAUCCCUAUAUCUACCUGCGCAGUCAAUGGUGGUUGUUCACAGCGAAGGUCCAGCGCUUCUACAGGGUGAGUGAAUGUAUAAAUAAGAUUUUUUUUUUGGAAAAGGUUUGUUAGGAACGCUGUUCGUUACGUUACACAGCUUGCUUGCCCUCAGGAAGUAUGAAUGUUUGAAGUUUUAAAUAUUUUGUUACAACACUGAAAUGUUGGACAAUAAGAAAUUAACAACGGGCAAGCUCAGGGUUAUAGUUAAAUGUUUUUUUUCUUUCUUUUUUCUCCAUUCUCUCUCUGUGUUCAGGUUCUGUUACAAACAUUUGCAUAUAGGCCACAAAUAGUUAAACAUUUACAUUUUCUUUUUUUUUUUUAAACUAAUGACUUUUUAUACAAAAGACUGUGUCCCUUUACUGCCUAAUACAUUUUUUCCUUGAAGUUCUUGAAAUUGUUUAAAAGGCUCUUCAUUUAGAUAUGAAUAAUGGCAAAUAGUUAAAAAAAUAUUUUCAUCAGUGUUUACUUAAGUCAGAAGAAGUGAUUUGUGCAUUUUGAAUCGCUCUGAACUGCCUCGUUCACCCGACAGAUGUGCUUUGACCUUUUCAGCUUGUUGUUGAGAAACACGAGAGAAAUUGCCUUGUUUUUUCACGCUCGCCUAAUUUUUCCGCAUUGUCUGAAUCGCUUCCACCAGGUUUUGCUUCCUGGACAAAUAUGGAUGACUAUCUGCCACCAGGUUGGAAAGAACUUAUCAGUUCAUCGCCCAACCGACCAACUGACCGAGAUCUACAAGAUGCUGAUUUCGAAGAUGCUGAUUUUGCUGAUUUUGAUGACUCCCCCCUGCGUCCCUGCGGCCAAUCCCAGCCUGUCGAUGAGCCUUCGGCCGGCCCAGAAGUCUCCGAUAGUUCACACAUUUGCAACAUAAGCUCGGAUCAAUAUCAGGAGCUACUUUCCAGGCUGAGCCGGCUUGAGGAGAGCGUUGCAAGUUUAGACAGCGUAUGUUCUACACCCGAUAGAUCGCUAAGAAGAACUCAGGCCUCCAGAAAAGGGGAGACGUUGGACGCACCCGGCUCUCACCUCCACGAGGUCAUCCUUGGUGACUUCAAGAGAGCUUGUUUGGGAGAUCGCACAGGAGUCGGACACCGACAACGCACAGCAGGCAAGCAGUCACGCUAAGCGUUUCUGCUUGGCGGCCUGGCGUCUCCCGGUGGCCAGCGUGACCUUUUUUUGACCAACAACGAGAAGCUCCGCAGCUACCCCAAGCACCUAGACGAGAAGGGUUACGCGACGACCACUGUCAAACAGAUGCUGGGCAACGUCUUGAAAUUUAUCCAACAUAUUCAGGUGAGCCAUCAAGAAUCCAGCCGGCUCUCUGAUGGACAGCUGUCGGCGAUCGUACAGGAACUCAAGACUAUCCAGGGAGGGGUUUCGAAGAAAGCUGCUGUGCACCGGGUCAGGGUCGCCGGCAAGCUUAAAGACGAGGACGCCCGCCCCCUGGUGGACGUGGACUUUGUGGAGGUAGCACGGAGGCGGAUUCCAGAGCUCCUUAGAUACGUGGAAAAUAGGAGAGGGGCUGUCCGCUUUCACGCCCUCCUAAUGGGCUAUGUCCUCGGAUACCUGGCUGAGACCUCCCGGCACAGUCCCGCCGUCCUCACCUGGACAAGAAAGGAGGAUGUUGCAUGUGCAGAAGCGUUCAGGGACGGGGCUGGCUUCAGGAUUUUGGUCGACGAGCAAGAGGUGGGCGGAGCCGGGGGCCCAGCGUCAUUCCACGUGACCCAGGAGGAGUACUGCUGGCUGGACCGCCUGACAAGAACCUCUUGCUGCUCCGGGACCUCCUCAUCACCUUUCCUUUUUCAUGCCGUGGACGGCACCCCGCUGGGCACACCUGGGACCGUCCUGCAGGAGGCCUGGCUGGACGCCGGCCUCAAGGGAGCGGCCAGCUUCCCAGGCUUCCAGGCGACCUCGACCGAUGUCGAUGCAGGUCUGCAAGCCGCACGGGGUUCUUUGCAUGUCGGGGACAAGGAGGACGCCCAGGAGUCGCAUUCAGACAGCGACGCAGAGGCAGACUUGGGGGACUUCAGCCAGGAUCUUUUUCUGCCCUCCCACCCACUUGAAGAGUCCUCCGUACCGGCGGAGGACUCGUCAAGAUCAGAACUCCGAGAUGAAUCCUUUACAUCUAAAAGGAAAGUGGUGUACACCGAAGGAGACAAAAAUGUCUUUAAUAAAUGUUACAAACCCGGUCAAGAAAUUGUUGCACACCGGGGUUCUACAAAGCCUGGGCAGCAGAAGCCAGCCUCUUCUGCAACAAGUGUUUCUCGGGGGAGUUCUACGGGGGUAGGACCCUUUGUAGCCAUUAAGGAUUCCGCCGCCGCUGCCGCAGGCAAACAACAACCGGUUUGUUUUCCCGGGAGGGUUAAGCCCCCCGUUAGUUCAGCCCAACGAGAGACGGCAGCUCAGGGAGGAAAACCACAACCACCGGUUUGUUUUCCCGGGAGGGUUAAGGCCCCCGUUAGUUCAGCCCAACGAGAGACGGCAGCUCAGGGAGGAAAACGACAACUUCCAUCAAAUCUUUCUGGGUGGCAAAAAGAAACAGGACCUACGGGGCGGCCAACCUGGGUGAGAGUGCUUCCUUCAGAGCCUGUAAAUCUGUCCUCGUCUGAAAGUGAUUCAGAAUAGAGUUAGGGUCCACCACUUUAUGUUUCAACUGUUUUGUUAGGGUCAGUUAGGAUAGUUCAAGCCACAUUUUCAUUUCCCUUUUUUUCUCCCCCCCUUUUGUUGCCAAUAUUGUUCAAACUGUUAAUCUAUUUUGUUCUUUAUUUUUUUAUUUUAGUUUUGUUCAAAUUUGAUUUUUGUAAAAUAAA